Macrosiphum euphorbiae (potato aphid) is the source of this 219-nucleotide messenger RNA. The record is from the annotation of a GenBank genome assembly. Lineage: Eukaryota; Metazoa; Arthropoda; Insecta; Hemiptera; Aphididae.
AUGCGCGAUGGAUCGAGGGUGGCGGUGCAACAACUUGUCCCGGAUGACGUACAACUUCCGAAGCCGACCGAACCUUGCACCAUCUUCGGAGAGUUUAGCAACUAUCUCCCUUAUGUUUGGGUCGUUUUGUUGCCACUCUCGGACAGCUUGCAAUGUGACGUUUCCGUCAUUCCUCUUCGGCUGGAUCCCUCCACACUGGGUGACACCCACACCGAAUAA